UAAAACGGGUUAUCACGGUAAUAUAUUUGUUUAAAAACUAUUUUCAUUAGGGAAGGUAAUUAGUUAAGUUUAGUUGCCAUUCAAUGUGAGGUAACUAUGGUGCUUUGGCAAACACAAAUUGAUCCAUUUCCGUUGCACUUGCUAAAAUUAGAUUGCCUCAGUUUUCGGUCUGGAGAAUUUUGACAUUGUUUGUCGGCAUUGUUUGACUUUGUUGAAGUGGUAUUAUUUAUUGAGGAGACAAUUUGCUUUAAGUUCAAUCCGAAUAGAUAAUCCAUCUCAGAAAUUGCUAACGACCCCUCAGCACUUCCCGUGUUCUUCACUUGUCAGACGUGUUUUUAUCUUCAAGUGACCUUUUGUUAAUGUUGUAGAUUGUGUGGGCCACCAUGUCGAGGCCGGAAACAAAAGCAAAGAUUGAUUAGCACAUACAUUUUACCAGUGAAAAGAAGACAACAUCAAACAGAAGUCAAAAUCUUAACAAACGCGCAACGCCUUUUAAAAUUAAAGACUUGCAUUAUACCCCAAAAAAAGUUUCGUGCUUCGUAAGUCCUUUAGGAUAGAUUUCGGAGCUAAGCUUUACUUGAUUUGCGAAAACUGGUAUAGUUUGUGUGUGGAAAAGCCACUACCGUAGUUGUGUGUAUAUUAUGAACCUUCUAUAACAGUGACUUUGAUCAGACCGAUCAUUUGUUCGAGCUGUCAGGUUUAACAUGUCAAGACUUUCAACAUGUCAGUCUUAAUCUUCUUCAAACACCCCUACGUGUGACCAUCUGAUUGACUGAUCGGUGAUACGAUCUCAAUAAUGCCAUUUUGUUUCUAGUCUGCCGCAACGACCCGAAGUGAGAUUUCUCAAUUUAAGAUUUUUAAAAUAUGUUCUUUUUUCAUAAGGGAGUAAUAUUCAACAGAAAAAUAAGCUAUUAACAACAAGAAAUGAAGGUGUAUAAUUCGUUCAAGCGAAUUGAAGUGCGGUCUACUGCGUCCGCCUUUUGUUCGCAUACAAAUUGAGUUUACUCUGAGAACGAUAUAUUUCCCUAAACUGAAUGCCUCUUUUCAAAAGCCGUUCUUUUUCAAGUCACACCAGGCUUGUAAUCAGCAACAAAGGCUGACAUAAAUCAACCCAGAUUGACAGCACUGACAAAUAACUGAUUGAUUGCGGUUGGGAAAAUUGACAGUUGGAAGGGUGGGGGUGUUGAAUUGAAAGCAUGUGACAUUGAGAUCCUGCUCCGGAUUGGCCUGAGAUCGUCACAUGCUGGAGUCUAAAAUUUUUUUGCCUUCACACAAUAACCAACACACACACACACACACAUACACACAUACACAUAUACGCACACACAAAAAGUUAACAUCACAUCCCCGUGACCCUCCAAUCACCUCGGGGUUCGGUGCUCAUUGUGUGAUUUGAUUGGAAGGCGGCAAAGGCUUUAAUCUUGAAAAUUACAGCGACUGAAAUCGGCAAUAACAGCAGCAGGGGAAACAGUAGUAGCAAGCCGUUCUACCACUCCGUACCUCCCUCUGACCCUUUAAGACAAGCUAAUCGUCUUCCUAUCAAGGUUUUGAAAAUGCUUACGGCUCGCACCGGACACAUUUUGCAUCCCGAGUACUUACAACCUUUACCAUCUACGCCCGUAAGUCCCAUUGAGCUUGAUGCGAAAAAGAGUCCUCUGGCACUUUUGGCUCAGACAUGCUCUCAGAUUGGAAAGCCGGAUCCCCCGCCAUCCUCCAAGCUCACGUCUGUGACUCCCAAUGGAACGUGCGAGAAAGACUCCGGAAAAUCUGCUCCGUUGAAACUUAGUGACAUUGGCGUGGAAGACAAGUCGAGUUUUAAGCCGUACUCGAAGCACACGGAGAAGAAGGAUUCCAGUUCCUCGGGCAGUUCCAACGUUUCUGCGGAGAAGUCUGGUUUCCGUGUGCCGAGCGCCACCUGCCAACCAUUCACACCAAGGACAGGCAGCCCGAAUUCCAGCACUUCCUCGCCCAUGCCCUCCGACAGCAAAGGCGCCGAGAGCCAGGAAAAGAAAGACAUAGACACCGUGAAAAACAGCUCCUCAGAAAACUCCACGACCACCAGCGUCAGCCACAACCGGAUUAGUGUCAGCUGCGCUGGGAUAAACGUGGAAGUGAAUCAGCACCAGGAAACUUCGGUUUCGAAACCCAUUAUUUCGGAGACUUCAGCUCUGGGCUCCGGACUUGUUGCCCCCGUCUCGCCCUAUAAACCUGGGCAGACUGUCUUUCCAUUGCCCCCGGCCAGUAUGGCUUACCCUGGGACACUCGGGGCCUACGCUGGCUACCCGCACCAGUUUGUACCGCAUGGCGUCAGCUUGGAUCAUGCCAAAUCCAGCCUUGUCGGGGCGGCUCAGCUCGCUAGCUCUUUGGGUUGUGGCCUCUCCAGCAAACCCACCGGUUCCAGCCCAUUAGCCGGUGCCUCUCCCCCAUCAAUGAUGACGGCUAGUCUUUGCAGAGAUCCCUACUGUCUAAGUUAUCAUUGCGCUGCCCACCUUGCCGGGGCAGCCAGCAACUCUUGCACCCAUGACCCCACCGCUCUGAAGUCUGGAUACCCUCUGGUUUAUCCCUCUCACCCUCUACACGCCGUUCACACGUCCAUGUCCAGCAAUGCUGGAACGCCAACCCUGACGGGACAUCAUUUGUACCCUUAUGGUUUCAUGCUACCUAACGACCCCCAACCUCACAUCUGCAAUUGGGUCUCAGCCAAUGGACCAUGCGACAAGCGAUUUUGCACCUCAGAGGAACUGCUCAACCACUUGCGGACGCACACUGCUUUCUCCGGGACUGAUAAACUCAUGGCCGGCUACCCCAGCUCGUCUCUGGGCAGCGCAGCGGCGGCGGCAGCUGCAGCAGCCGUGGCUUGUCACAUGCACCUCCCACCGACAGGGGCGCCCGGGAGCCCUGGCGGUCUCACACUGAGGAGCCCCCACGCUUUAGGACUCAGCAGCAGAUACCACCCGUAUACCAAGAGCCCUCUGCCGACCCACGGAGCCCCAGGGCCGGUUACCACUCUACCCGUACCGGCAACAGGACACUAUUACUCUCCAUACGCACUCUACGGCCAGAGAUUAACCACAGCUUCAGCACUGGGCUAUCAAUGAACACAGACUUUCAAAGCUGCAAUAUGCAUUGCAAAGAAGAUUUAUGUGGGUCCAAUUUCAAAACAGUCAGGAGAAAAAAAAAGUUUUUUUAAACAAAAUGUUGACCUAGAUGUGUUCUGUUGAAAUAACACAAUCUGAUUUUUUUUUCCGUGAAGCCAGUCAUCUCAAAGGUGAACCGAUUAAUGCAUACGUAGAGAUUUCAUCCUGUUAAAUUGUUUUUUUUUUUGAAAUUAAGACGUGUAAAUAGUUUUUUUUUCUUGAAAGUUUUGAAAUACAAUCCAGGUAGUCCCACACAAAGCAGAUUGCAGUUUAAUGGUCAUUUCUUGGUGUUCAUCAAUGGACGGGUUCCGUGAACGCUGUAUUUAUUUAUGUUAGCUUCAAGCGGGAAAAAAACAUAAAGUGCAUUACUUAACAAAAAAACUGAUAGGUAACGUGGAACACAAUGUAGAAAAAAAUAGGAGUUUUCCUAAGUUUCUUUUGAAUUGCUAUGAUUGUAUUGUACGUUCUUAUUUAAUGUCUCUUGGAAAAGAAUUUACAUGCAUGUUUGUUACUAAAUUCCAACUUGUCAUUAUAAUUUCAAAUUACAAUUAUUUUUAAGCUGUACCAUGGAAAGAAAAUUGGUAUUUUUUGUAUGUAUUCUGGAAAUAAGAAGCAGUGCUAUUCAAAAAUAUGACCGUCUUAUUUUGUUAUUAAAUGAAUACUUGAUUACAAAUUGUAACUUCGGUUCGCAUUAUAUAGGUUUUCAAAUAUG
Hypanus sabinus (Atlantic stingray) is the source of this 3849-nucleotide messenger RNA. It is a transcript of the gene znf503, whose product is annotated as zinc finger protein 503. Bases 1554 to 3098 code for a protein of 514 amino acids. The transcript is spliced from 3 exons. Lineage: Eukaryota; Metazoa; Chordata; Chondrichthyes; Myliobatiformes; Dasyatidae. Gene Ontology annotation, cellular component: nucleus. Gene Ontology annotation, biological process: negative regulation of DNA-templated transcription. The record is from RefSeq and is a predicted model, not a curated record.